AUUAUGUGAGAAUGGCUUGUUUUAUUCAUCAUCGCCCAUGAGAUGAAUUUAUUGUAAUUAAGUAGGGAAAAUCACAGUAAUGGGAGGAAAUGCAGGAACCUUGAUGUUUAUCUAUCGAUGAAGCCGCUGAACGUCACACGUCAGAGGAAAAGCAAUGGCGACACGGGGCGCUGGGUUCGCACGGACCCAAACAAGCAAACGAAAUUCACGCAAAAACAUCCUUAGCAAAAUCCGUCAUGGUCAAAUCACAGGUGUGGGAUUGACUAGAGGGACUCAGGUUCCUGUGGCUCUGCUGGAGGAGAGAGAUAAAAGAGUUAAAUGGCAGGGAAUACCAGCGUUACUAAGGAGACUUCAUGAGAGCAGCCACCCUAACAGUGAUCUCUCUGACAUCCACAGCAUGGUCAUGGAGCUGUCGUCAUUGCUGUCUAUGGAGGCCAUGUCAUUUGUCACAGAGGAGCGCAAAACACCACUGCAGUCUAUUUCACCUAAUACAUAUACAUUUGACCUCUUUGGAGGAGUUGAUUUGUUUGUAGAGAUUCUAAUGCGACCAACACUCACGGUGCAGGGAGCCCUACCCAUACUGAGUGAUGAUCUCAUCAAGGACUGUCUGAGUGUUCUUUACAACUGCUGUAUAUGUACAGAAGGCGUUACAAAAAGCCUGUCAGUGAGGGAUGAUUUUGUCACGUUUCUUUUUACGCUUAUGUCAAACAAAAAGGUUUUUCUACAAACUGCCACUCUUAUCGAGGACAUUCUAAGUGUCAGAAAGGAAAUGGUCCAACUUGAAGAAAUUCCUAACCUCCCCAGUUUGGUCCAGAGCUUCAAUCAGCAACAGCUGGCCAAUUUCUGUCGUAUCCUUUCGGUCACCAUAUCAGAGCCAGAUGUGGGUGUGGAUGACAAACACACCCUCCUCGCCCGCAGUACCCAGCAAAAGACCAGCACCUGCCCAUCACGAUCUGAGACCAACCAGGUAACUCUGCUGAAUAUCCCCGGCUUUAUUGAGCGCCUUUGUAAACUGGCCACGCGGAAAGUGACGGAGGUAGAAGGAGCCUCUGCCCGCUUGGAACUUGAAGACUGGCACAGUUGGCUUGACAACGCACUGGUGCUGGAUGCUCUCAUGCAGUUAGCAAUUGAGGAAGCAGAGCAGAGCAGUACAGAGUCAUCUGAUGAGAGUUCCCUGUCCUCCACUCCGCUUAGACACAGAUUGCCUCAGUCCAUGAAGAUAGUACAUGAGAUCAUGUAUAAAGUGGAGGUUCUUUAUGUGUUAUGUGUUUUACUUAUGGGCAGACAGAGAAAUCAGGUUCACCGAAUGCUUGCUGAGUUCAAGUUAAUCCCAGGACUCAAUAACCUUUUUGAUAAACUGAUCUGGAGAAGACAGCCAGCUGGCCAUGUCUUACAUCGACAGAACCAGAAUUGUGACUGCAGUCCAGAGAUCUCAUUCAAGAUUCAGUUCCUCAGACUGUUGCAGAGUUUCAGUGAUCACCAUGAGAAUAAGUACCUCCUCCUAAGUGGACAAGAACUGAAUGAACUGAGUGACAUCUACCUGAAUGCCAAUAUCUUUGAAAUGGAGGCUCUGAAUAACACAGACAGGAACCUUGUGUGUGAUGGUAAAAAAGGUCUUCUUACACGGCUAAUCUCGGUCAUGAAGAAAGAGCCGAUUGAUUCAUCUUUCAGGUUCUGGCAGGCGAGAGCAGUUGAGAGUUUUCUUAGAGGAACACCAUCAUAUGCCGACCAAGUGUUUCUGCUCAGAAGAGGUUUGUUAGAGCACAUUCUGAAUUGCAUCAUCGACAGCGGGUGCACGUCCCAUGAUGUCCUUCAGAGCUACUUUGAUCUACUUGGUGAGCUCAUGAAGUUCAACAUCGACGCCUUCAAAAGAUUCAACAAAUAUGUUAACAAUGAGGAAAAGUUUCAGAGGUUCCUUACCCAGAUCAACAGCUCUCUGGUGGACUCAAACAUGCUGGUGCGAUGUAUCGUCCUGUCUCUGGACCGCUUUGAGAGUCAGACUAAAGACAUGAAAGUGAUUGAAGUGUUUUCAGAGUGCCGUCUCCUGUCCUACAUGGCUCAACUGGAGAACAGGUGGACUUUCCUGUUUAGACUGAUCAACAUCAUCAAUGUGCAGACUCUUACACAGGAGAACGUGAGCUGUCUGAACACCAGCCUGGUGAUUCUGAUGCUGGCGAGGAGGCGGGGAAAACUGCCUUUAUAUCUGAACGCUCUGAGAGAGAAAGAGUAUGCCGAGAAAUAUCCAGGCUGCCUGCUCAACAACUUCCACAACCUGCUGCGCUUCUGGCAGCACCACUACCUCAACAAGGACAAGGACAGCACUUGCCUUGAGAAUAGUUCAUGUAUUCCCUUCGCCUACUGGAAGGAGACUGUAUCGGUACUGCUGGGUAAUGCAGAUUCCGGAAGAAGCUCACGGUGUGCUAUUUCCACCUACAUUGAUGAAGCUUACAGGGACCUGAACAGAGAUUUCAUGGAGUUGUGACUCUAGAGACUGUGUGUGUGAUGUUUCGAGCUACUUAAAGGACUUGCUUCACACCAAAACUGAAUCACAGUGUGCAAUUUCACAAGAUUCAGUUGCAUUACAGAAUUCAUGUUUGUGUGACUGGAGAUCUGAGCAUGUGUUUCGUGGAUGUUGAUCUGCUUGUGUUUAAUAGUGUGAUUGUGUAUUGGCUGUAGCGAUAUUAUGGCUGUGCAUUGAAUGUGUGCUUGGGAAUAUUAAAAAGUGGAGGGGUUUGUGUGUUUGGAAUGGUUCUAGUGCAAGGAAUGAAACUUCACUGCCGACCGUCCCUCACUGCAAAAAAAGACUGCGGUAUAAGACAUCCUGCUGUCUUAUGUUGGUGGUUCACUUAGUUUACAUACUACCUGUAUAUUUAUGUAUGUUAUGUAUGUAGUUUUCACUUGAUCUCAAAAUUUUACUUUUGUGAACUUACAGAGUGACGACACAGUCAACAAAAGAAAAUAAAUUGUUUUAUCAAUA
Messenger RNA from Triplophysa dalaica, 2977 nucleotides. RefSeq names its product transient receptor potential cation channel, subfamily C, member 4 associated protein b (gene trpc4apb). Gene Ontology annotation, biological process: ubiquitin-dependent protein catabolic process. The record is from RefSeq and is a predicted model, not a curated record. Gene Ontology annotation, cellular component: Cul4A-RING E3 ubiquitin ligase complex. The transcript is spliced from 20 exons. Bases 155 to 2482 code for a protein of 775 amino acids. NCBI's taxonomy places the organism in Eukaryota, Metazoa, Chordata, Actinopteri, Cypriniformes, Nemacheilidae. Gene Ontology annotation, molecular function: phosphatase binding.